This is a messenger RNA of Punctularia strigosozonata HHB-11173 SS5, 399 nucleotides long. RefSeq lists its product as uncharacterized. The transcript is spliced from 2 exons. Bases 1 to 399 code for a protein of 132 amino acids. The record is from RefSeq and is a predicted model, not a curated record. Lineage: Eukaryota; Fungi; Basidiomycota; Agaricomycetes; Corticiales; Punctulariaceae.
AUGUUCGGUAUCGGGUUUGCAGAGUGUAUGCCUCCUACACGACACUGCAUACUCCUACGUGUGAGAUACUUAUGGCUUCUCCCUUCAGUCAUCCUUGUGUUACGCACAUAUGCUAUCUACGAGUCGUCGCCAAGAAUUCUUGCAUUUCUGCUGUUUUUGUGGGUUUGCUGGGCAGGAGGUAGCUUGUAUGCCAUAAGCAUGUUCACGAAGUCCCUCGUGUGUAAGGUCUCAGUUACUGGUAUAGUGAACAUGACGACGCUUCUAUUGAAUUUGCACACAGUUGAAUAUCCUCCGGUCGAGCUCGACGGUCUGGUGACAGGAUGCUACAUGGUGGAUGCUCGUCCUGUGGUUUUCGGAGCUUUUGCGGGCAUGCUUCUGCUCGAGCUUGGUGAUUUUUGA